Molecule: messenger RNA, 1062 nt
Organism: Lepus europaeus (European hare)
Lineage: Eukaryota; Metazoa; Chordata; Mammalia; Lagomorpha; Leporidae
Product: ubiquitin-conjugating enzyme E2 E2-like
Exons: 3
Coding region: 4-1062 (352 amino acids)
Biological process (GO): protein polyubiquitination
Cellular component (GO): nucleus
Molecular function (GO): ubiquitin conjugating enzyme activity
Source: RefSeq, a predicted model, not a curated record
AAAAUGUCCACAGAGAGACAAAGAGUUGAUAACAGUUCAAGCACUGGUGGAGGAAGUUCUGAUGGAGACGAACUUGAAAGUUUUCAGCAAGAACCAGAACGAGAGCAAGUUCAGCCCAAAAAGGAGGGAAAAAUAUCCAGCAAGACAGCUGCUAAAUUAUUGACUAUUGCUAAAAGAAUUCAGAAGGAGCUUGCAGAAAUUACAUUGGAGCCUACUCCCAACUGUAGUGCUGGACCCAAAGGAGACAACAUUUGUGAAUGGAGUUCAACUAUACGGGGACCUCCAGGAUCUGUCUUUGAAGGAGGGGUGUUCUUUCUUGACAUAACCUUUUCACCAGACUAUCUGUUUAAACUCCGUAAGGCUACGUUCCGAACAAGAAUCUAUCACUGUAACAUUAACAGCCAGGGUGUGAUCUGCCUGGACAUCCUGAAGGACAACGGGAGUCCAGCCCUGACCAUUUCUAAAGUCCUCCUCUCCAUCUGCUUGCUACUCACAGACUGCAACCCUGCCGACCCUCUGGUGAGCAGCGUUGACACACAACACAUGACCAACAGAGCAAAGCAUGACCGGAUGGCCAGACAGGACCCCGCCGGACUGUGCAAGCCCAUUCUCCAAGUGCAUCAACAGCCCUGCCCACCCCUCCAGACCUUGGUUCUUAUUUUCCUGUUUUUAUUAAAUUUUACACUGUUUUGUGAUGGAGAACAGAAGGAUAAAGGCAUUGAGAACCUGUUAAAUGAACUAAUGGCUGAAAAAUUUCCAGGUCUUGAAAGAGAUAUGAACAUCCAGAAACAGGAAGCUCAAAAGACCCCAAGGAGAAUCAACCAAAAUUGUCCAAGGCAUAUUGUCAAAUUGUCAAAAGUUAAGUACAAGGGGGAGAAUUCUAAAUCCUACAAGAGGCAGGCUGAGGAGGCGGAGGAGCAGGCCAACACGCAGCUGUCCAGGUGCCGCAAAGUGCAGCACGAGCUCGAGGAGGCCGAGGAGAGGGCCGACAUUGCCGAGUCCCAGGUCAACAAGCUCAGGGCCAAGAGCCGAGACGUGGGGGGCCAGAAGAUGGAAGAAUGA